CGUCAUCAAAGGUCUUUUAGCUCACCACCUUAUACAUAAUCAAAAAGCAUAUGUAUCGCCUACAUCCCCCCGUGUUUGAUGUCACCAAAGGUCCUCCAAGCACUAUCCUCAAUACAGAUAAGUAACCGAUCAAGAUUCUUGCAUAAUACCAUCUGACAUCCCCUCAUUGUAUCCUCCGCAAGAUAUCUGUCCAGGAAUGAUCCACCCAAAAAUGGAAAAAGACAGGAGCAAAAUAGCUGAGAGCAUCAUAAAACUUACGUUGGAGAUCAUUUACCUGCUUACUGGAGAGGAUUACACCAUAGUGAAGAAGUUGUCUGAUAAACAUCUGGCGGCUAAUACAUAUCCCUGUGAGCCUGGAGGAUGGAUCGGUAACCUAAGCACCAUUAUGUUACCUCCAACUAAGUCACUGAUAACCGAGGGAGGCAAUGCACAGAAAAUAAUACAACUUACCAACAAGAUCACGGAACUACUGACCGGAGAGAUCCCUGUAAGGUGUCAGGACGUCACUGUCUAUCUCUCCAUGGAGGAGUGGGAGUAUUUAGAAGGACACAAGGAUCAGUAUACGAAUGUCAUCAUGGAGAACCACCAGCCCCUCACACCACAGGAUGGACACAGUACAAGAAAUACACCAGAGGACUGCCGCAGUCUUCUUCAGGAUGGUCCGGAGGAAAUUCACAGUGUCCUACAGGAUGAUCAGAAUCAGGGUGAAGAUCUGGUUAAUAUUAAAGCUGAAGCUACAGGACAAGAUGAGCCAUGUAUGAGGGCAGAUGCACAGUGUAAAAACCGAGAAAUUCCCACAGAUCUCGGCACAGCAGAUUACCACCAUGCCAACAACGAAGACAGAGACCGGCAUCUCCUUAUAUAUCCAAAGAAUGAAGAGAAUGAAGUAGAUACGACUAAGAGGCGUCCAUUUCCCCACCAGAAACCCUCAGUCCUUCAGGGCAGAGAUCUAUCAUCUGAUCCCAAUGAACCUUCUUCUAACCAAUCUCAUAAAAAUAAACUUUUCCAGUGUUCAGAAUGUGGUAAAAGUUUUAAAAAGAAGUUUAAUCUUACGAUGCAUAAGAGGACCCACAAAGAUGAGAAGCCGUUUUCAUGUUCUGAAUGUGGAAAAGGUUUCACCAGGAAAUCGGGUCUUGUUACCCACGAGAGAAUCCACACCGGGGAGAAGCCGUAUUCAUGUUCCGAAUGUGGGAGGUGUUUUACCCAGAGAUCAAUUCUUGUUGAGCAUCAGAAAUUUCACUCGGGGGAGAAGCCGUUCUCAUGUUCAGACUGUGGGAGAGGUUUUAUCCAGAAGUCGGACCUUGUCAUACACCAAAGAAUCCACACCGGCGAGAAGCCAUUUUUCUGUCUGGAGUGUGGGAAGUGUUUCACGCGUAAACAGCAUCUUGACAGUCAUCAGAAGGUCCACACAGGGGAGAGGCCGUUCUCAUGUUCAGAAUGUGGCAAAUGUUUUACCCAGAAGUCAGACCUUCUUAGGCAUCUGAAGGUACACACGGGGGAGCGGCCAUUCUCAUGUUCGGAGUGUGGCAGAACGUUUACACGGAGAUCAGUUCUUGCUGAACAUCAGAGGAUUCACACCGGGGAGAAGCCAUAUUCAUGUCCUGAUUGUGGGGACAGCUUUUGCCUGAAAUCCCAGCUGGUCAAACAUCAGACAACUCACACGAGGGAUGAUGCUCCUACAGGACCGCUAACAUCAGAAUUGUUAAAAGUCAACAAAAUUGUUAAAAGUUGUUAAAUAUUUAU
Messenger RNA from Bufo bufo (common toad), 1743 nucleotides. RefSeq names its product zinc finger protein 773-like. Gene Ontology annotation, biological process: central nervous system development; regulation of transcription by RNA polymerase II. The record is from RefSeq and is a predicted model, not a curated record. The transcript has 7 exons. Gene Ontology annotation, cellular component: nucleus. Bases 197 to 1735 code for a protein of 512 amino acids. Lineage: Eukaryota; Metazoa; Chordata; Amphibia; Anura; Bufonidae. Gene Ontology annotation, molecular function: RNA polymerase II cis-regulatory region sequence-specific DNA binding; DNA-binding transcription activator activity, RNA polymerase II-specific.